Strongylocentrotus purpuratus (purple sea urchin) is the source of this 3928-nucleotide messenger RNA. RefSeq names its product hairy/enhancer-of-split related with YRPW motif protein. The record is from RefSeq and is a predicted model, not a curated record. Gene Ontology annotation, biological process: regulation of neurogenesis; anterior/posterior pattern specification; regulation of transcription by RNA polymerase II. NCBI's taxonomy places the organism in Eukaryota, Metazoa, Echinodermata, Echinoidea, Camarodonta, Strongylocentrotidae. Gene Ontology annotation, molecular function: DNA-binding transcription factor activity, RNA polymerase II-specific; RNA polymerase II cis-regulatory region sequence-specific DNA binding. Gene Ontology annotation, cellular component: nucleus. The coding region runs from base 770 to 1975 and encodes 401 amino acids. The transcript has 5 exons.
AAGCGACAGAGGGGGAAGAAAAAAAGAGCUGAGCAGAGCACACACUGAGCGGCUGUCGAGUGAUGCUUGGAGAAAGAGGAAAAAAUAUUGAAAGGCCGAGAGAAGAUAAAGAAAGAAAAGCGAAAAAGGUGGUUCUUUUCAUUAUUCUGCACAGAGCAGAGGCACACGCCGUCUGUACGACACAAAGGCGGUUUUGAAGAGGGGGUGGCUAAGCUAAGCUCGCUACUACUCGCUUCAAUCGGUAGCACUUCAGCGGUCGAGCAAAAGGCGAAGAUCAGAGCAGGCAGCAAGCAGACAGCGCAUAAUUUCCGCUUGGAUCGAGAGCCUACUUGGUUUACUGUCAGCCUACCGAGCAAUCACUCUACGGUCUUACAGGUCUUUGUGGGGGCAGCGUUUUACAAGUUACAGGGACAAGCAGGUUGUAUGGAUAGAAAUAUAUCCAUCUGAUCAACUCUGGAAUUCUUGGAUUAUUUUAGACCACUGACUCUGAGUACUGCCGAGCAUCAUUAGUUUAGGAAGACGCUUAACCUCAUACUUUGUUCAUCACACCCCAUCCACAUGAAGGGAGAAAUAUUUUAAGGAGUCUUUGAAAAUCUUGCGAUAAAACUUAAAGACUUUUCAUCUUAUAUUUUACACUGCUGCGGCUUUUGUUUUCGAGGACCUUUUCCAUUUUUCUUUCAUUCGCGGGGAUUUUCAGCUUAUCAUCGAUUGUUCAUUGAUUGUUUUACCAUUUGUGGUUUGUUGUAAACCUCUGGAUUGUCAUAUUACCAUGGCAACCUACGAAAGACAUCUGAGCAGCAGGAGACUCAGGAAUCCUUUCACCUCUACCAGUAACCAUGGUAACGUAACUAAGGAGAUGCAGACCAAGUCUGAACCAAGACGAACCUCAGGACGGAGCACCAGGAAAGCAAAGACUCUGAGAGCGCAUCAGCAUCACCACCACGGAGCCACGCCCAUUGGAGCUGAUACCAGUCAGUCUGGUAAGAUGGAGAGGGUAGAUAGGAGCCUCAAGGAGCUAGCUCAACUUCUUGGCUUACAGACGGUUGGCGUUGAUGAGGCCAGUCUGCUCGAGACCACGGUGGCGUUUUGCAGAUCGUUUUCCAGCUCGUCGACAACACCCGACACACAUCGCCGUGGAGGGCGACAUACAGAUGUAAAUCUUGCUUUAGAACCAUCGACUGGUGAAUCGGAUCAAAUUCAAGAUGUGUCUCCUACUGAUGCUAUCCUGGCCGGUUUCCAGGACUGCAUGGAGGAGACAAUCCGUUACCUGGUUGAUGUCGAAGGUUUCUCUCCUGAAGACGAGGUGGUUGUCGGACUCACUGCCCAUCUCCUACAGAUUCGUGCCAAACUGGACAUUAAUAACGACACGACAGCGGCCACGCCCUGGUCAUCAGGACGUUCGUCUGACGGAGACGGACCAACGGAAUGCGAAGCAACGAUGAGCACGCAAACAUCGCCUCAAGAAACCAAUACAUUGUCCCUUGCCCUGUCUGCAGAUUCCUCCAAUCUGCCAUCUUUGCCAACUACUAGUAGAACAUUACCGGGUGGGUCUGUAACUCGUGGAUUGCCCCCUGCACACUUAAUGACACCCUUGACUGUUGAUACGAACCAGUACUAUGCCUUGCCAUCCCCUCUGAAUCGUACCGCGUUGGCUUGCGCCAUGAAGCCAUCGGAACCGCUCCUAGCCGUUGCUUCAACCCGACCAACCCACACCGUUCCAGCAAUGACCGCUGCGGCUAUCUCUUCGGUCAGCGGUCAUCCUUUAACCGCCACCGCGCCCGCGGUGUAUUCCAGGCACACCACGGUUACAUCCCAACACCAGGUUCAACCGCAGCAGUACCAGUCGGUCAUAUCAGCCAAUGGGUGUUUGAUCCCGUGUGUCUCGGCGUCCACCUCCAACCAGAGACCGUAUGGUUUCAAUCUGAACUAUGUUGCUCCCUAUGUUGUUGCAUGGGUGAGACCUGUACCGGAAUAACAGGACACCAAUAGAAAUGAGUGGGACUGUUCUAUAAUAUGUAAAUGUUACCAAUGUUGCUGCUUUUCAUUGUUGUUAACCUUGCACAUGUUCCUGUUAUUCUUUUCUUUCAAAUGUUUCAAAUCUCUUUUCACCUUGAAAAUUAUUUUGUUUACUUAAUUUUUGACCGUUUUUACUAAAUCUUUUGUUUCAACAAUGUUGCGUAAUCCUGUUGCAACUAAACAUUAAUCAAGUUUGGUGAUUUUUCUCCAUUAUCCUUUGUUAUCCCUGCUGAAUGAAGUGGGUCCUGUUAGUGAGAAACUCUUGUCAUUAGCUCAGAAUGGUUGGGUGUCAAGAGGAAGCUUAUUCGAACCACUAUACUCGAAAAUUUCAUAUUUGUAUGACGAAGAUGCGAUACUUUGAUUUGUACUUCUCAAACUAUCUGUCGCAAACUGUGUAUUAUACAUGUCGCAUUGCCAUGAGAGUAACCCUAUUCCGUCACUAACGACAUUGGUUUAAAAACGAUCCAUGCCCAUCGAUUUCUUGGAAAAUUAUCUUCCCGAGUAUCCUCAAACUGGUUGGAUUAACGAAAGCAUUAAAAGUACAGCUCACAUUUUUGAAGAUGAGGUAGGAUGGAUUGACAACUACCCUUUUCUCCUUCUAAAAAGAACAUAGAUGUCAAAGUACGAUAUUUCAAUUUGUAAUCAUCAUUUUUUAUUUUCGGUUGAAGUAAAAUUUGAAAGCAAAAUAUCGGGGUCUGUAGCGGCGAUAGAUGGCGCAGUGUAAUUAUUGAAUAUGGAUAUUAGAAUGUCAUUGUUAUCGGACUGUUCUGGGAUAUCGCUUCUACUUUGUCAUUGAUUCUUGAUAGGCCGUUUGAUAAAACUCGUUUUGAAAUAAUAAUUUUCCUCGUUUUUGUUUGUGUGGAUACCAACAUUGUAACAUGGAGUGAGUAUGGUCUUCACUUCAUCCAUCACUGAAUUCGUUUUAAUUCACAUUUCUCUUGUUUUUCUCAGUAUUAUUGUUUAGUACUUAGAAGUAUCACGUUUGAACAGAAGUAUUCAAACAGCAGUUUUGAUGAUCAUGUUUGUUGGAAUUUAUCAGGAUUUUUGUAAUGAAAUAAAUCAAUAUUUCUUCAUGAUCAUGAUCUUUGUUGCAACUUUGCCUAACAGUGAUUACUUUUCAGAAGUUUAAAGUUGAAACAAUUAAAGUAAAGUCCUCGGACUAAGCAUAACAAUGCCAUCUGUUAGAAACAUGCUUUAAAAAUGUUUCAAUGUCUAAGCACGAGUUGAUUUUGUGCAUCUGUACUUAAAAUUAUGAUUAGUCAAUAAUGAAUAUUAUAAAUUGAUAAAGAUCAACGUUCCAACUGAAGGAAAUUCGAAAUUUUCAGAUUGUUUCUGUUUCGAAGAAACCCUUUCCAUACGUUUCAUACAUCAUUUUGUUUCUCUCAGAAAGGGAUCUACAACUUUAGAUAAAAAUGCGCGAUUAAUUCAACAAACAUGUUUCAACUUCCUAAUCAUUGUCUUAUAUUGUGUUCAGUUGGUUUUCCAAGUAACUUUGUCUUAUUUGACAGUAAUCAAGUAACAGCAUUAUCUUUCAAUUUUGAACCACAUCUGAUGACAUGACAAUCGAAAUUUGUUCUGCCUUCGCUUUUGUCAUUUAACAUUCCAUUCCACCAUGCGUUCAACAAGAAAAGGGGAAGUAUGGUUGUUGAUGUUUUUUCUUUCUUGUAACAUUUUGUACAUAUUACAUAAUGAACAUGUAAAUAUGUAAAAGAAACUUAUUAAAAAAAGCUUUUGAAAAGAAAAUAUGUGUGUCCGCUUCAAUUAUUAUGCUAGUGUGUUGUAAUAAUUCGCCUGUCACUGACUAGGUUAGUUGAAUUUGUGUUCUACAAGUAAUUUCGAGAGAAUUUGUUAAAACAUAAUGUAAUAAACACAAUUAAAAAAAUAUAACAAAUAAUAAAAAGAAACAAAAACA